Molecule: messenger RNA, 1139 nt
Organism: Solanum dulcamara
Lineage: Eukaryota; Viridiplantae; Streptophyta; Magnoliopsida; Solanales; Solanaceae
Exons: 4
Coding region: 111-857 (248 amino acids)
Cellular component (GO): chloroplast
Source: RefSeq, a predicted model, not a curated record
AAUUUUCUCAAGAAUACAAGGGCCAAAUUAAAAUUUCACCAAACUUUUGUACACCAGAAAAUUCAAUCGCCUACAACUGAAAGCAAAAACGCUUCAAUUUUCAGGCGAUAAUGGCGAUCAGGCUGCCAUGGCAUCCCUUAAACCCUACUAAAACCCUACGUUUUGCUAAUCCAACAGCAAAGGUAAUCCUCCCUAUGCGUCAACUUACUUAUGUACAUGCUUUCAGGCGGAGUGAUUUUGACGGAUUCACUAAGCGAGUUAGAUCCGGUGAAGCAUGGAAAGAUGUGUGGAGGAAUGCAAACGAUGGUUUUGAACAGUUUUUAUAUGAAGCUAAGAAGACUGCGGAACGUAUUGAUAGGAGAUAUGACGUUUCAAGGAAAGUAUCUGAUGUUGCACAGUCGGCUGCUGAUCGUGCUAGAGAAAUUGAUCGUGAUUUUGAGAUUACUCGGAAAUGGCGUACUGUUGCUCUUGAUUUUAGAUCAAAUUGGCCUAGGUACAGGAAGCAGUUAAAUGAUUUUAUGGAUACUCCGCUGGGAAGAAGUGCCGCUACAAUAUUCUUUCUGUGGUUUGCUCUAUCGGGUUGGCUGUUUCGAAUUCUGAUAAUUGCAACAUGGGUUCUACCAUUUGCUGGACCUCUUCUUAUUGGGGUUGUUGCCAACAAUCUAGUCAUCAAGGGUCAGUGCCCAGCUUGUAGGAGGCAAUUUAUCGGAAACAAGAAUUCAACUGUUCGCUGUGCUAACUGUGGAAAUAUUGUGUGGCAGCCGAAAGGAGGUGACUUCUUUUCUAGAGGCAGUCGAGGUACCACUCCUUCAAAAUCCCAACCAGAUAUUAUCGAUGUUGAAUUUGAAGAAAAAUAGGUAUACACCAGAAACCAUGAACGUCAUAUGAAAGAGUAGAAUGCUGUUCCCGUCCCUGUCACAGUAGAUGCCAAUCAUCUGUUCCUCUCUAUGAACACAGAACAAUAGAAUGUUGUAUAAUGCUAUAAUUUCCCCCAACCCACCCACACACACUUUUUCUCCCCUUCAGUGUAUAUUUAUUCCUUUGCUCUUCCCUGUUAGUGAUUACAAGUUUACUGAUUAGUGUUUGAAACUUCAAGUUUUACAUUCGGAAUGGAAACUAAAGUGGCUGCAUUCUACUCA